Molecule: messenger RNA, 2040 nt
Organism: Purpureocillium lilacinum
Lineage: Eukaryota; Fungi; Ascomycota; Sordariomycetes; Hypocreales; Ophiocordycipitaceae
Molecular function (GO): 5'-3' DNA helicase activity; RNA binding; ATP hydrolysis activity
Source: RefSeq, a predicted model, not a curated record
AUGGCUCCCAAGAGCGAGCCCAUAGACGUCCCCUCCUUCGCCAGCACCCAACUCGCCCUGCUCAGCCACGAGCUGCAGACUGAGAUCGCAGAGACCAGCAGCCUCAUCGCCUCUCACACGCCCACCGCCCUGCAGCGCGCGGGGCUGGCCCUGACCAACCUCGCCGUCGCCUCGCAGCGCACCGGCUUCGGCGGCCGGACCGUCGUCCAGCUCGCCCCGGACGCGGCCACCGGCGGAGGCGACCUCCCCGAGCAUGGCAUCCGCACGGGGGACAUUGUGCUCGCGGCGGAGCAGCCCGCGGGCAGCGCCAAGAAGAGGGAGGUGAAGGAGCUGGAGCGCAAGGGUGUGAGAGGUGUUGUGGUUAAGGUGCAGAGGGGCGCGGUUGGCGUGGCGCUCGAUGAGGGCAAGGACGAUGACGCGGGGGGGUUGUCUGGCCGGGUGUGGAUCGUGAAGCUGGCGGACGAGGUAACGUAUCGACGUAUGAACCAGACGAUGGAGAAGUUGGAGAAGAUGCCCGAGGCCGAGUACUCCAGCUUCAUCAGGGUCCUCUUUGGCCUAUCCAGCCCGUCGCCCGUAGCAUCGGACCUGGCCAAGCACGACGAGUUCAAAGAUCUAACAUGGUUCGACCCCUCGCUGAAUGACUCGCAAAAAGAUGCGAUACGUUUUGCUCUAGCAUCGAGAGAGGUGGCCCUAAUCCACGGACCCCCCGGUACUGGCAAGACUCACACCCUGAUUGAGCUGAUCCUGCAAAUGGUCCAGCGCAAGCAGAGGAUCCUCGUCUGCGGCCCGUCCAACAUCUCAGUCGACAACAUCGUCGAGCGCCUUGCGCCGCACAAGAUGCCCAUCGUGCGCCUCGGCCAUCCUGCCCGGCUGCUGCCCUCCGUGUUGAGCCACUCGCUCGACGUCCUGACGCAGACGUCCGAAGCUGGCGCCAUCGUCAAGGACGUGCGCGCGGAGAUGGACGCCAAGCAGGCAUCCAUCAAGAAGACCAAGAGCGGAAAGGAGAGGAGGCAGAUUUAUGCCGACCUCAAAGAGCUGCGCAAGGAGUAUCGCGAGCGGGAACGGCGGUGCGUCAGCAACCUCGUUGGCGGCAGCAAGGUCGUCCUUGCGACGCUGCACGGCGCGGGCGGGUUUCAGCUGCGCCAUGAGGAGUUCGACGUGGUCAUCAUCGACGAGGCGAGUCAGGCCCUCGAGGCGCAGUGCUGGGUGCCCCUCCUGGCUGCCAAAAAGGCGGUUUGCGCCGGCGAUCACCUCCAGCUGCCGCCGACGAUCAAGUCGACCAACUCCAAGGUCAAGGUGGAACUCAAGGACGGCGGCGCCAGGCCCAUAAAGGGCAUGACGCUCGAGACGACGCUCUUUGAUCGCCUGUUGGCCCUUCAUGGGCCGGCUAUCAAGAGGAUGCUCACGACUCAGUACCGCAUGCACGAGAGCAUCAUGCGGUUUCCGUCUGAUGAGCUGUACGAGUCAAAGUUGCUUGCCGCGGAUGCGGUCAAGGCCCGCCUCCUACAUGAUUUAGAAUACGAGGUCGAGGAUAACGAGGACACCAGCGAGCCCGUCGUCUUCAUCGACACACAAGGCGGGGACUUCCCUGAGAAGAACGAGGAGGAUGACAAGGAUAACCCCAAGGGCGGGAGAGGCAGCUUGACGGGCGAGAGUAAGAGCAAUGAGAUGGAGGCGUUGCUCGUCCGGCAGCAUGUGAAGCAGCUAGUCGACGCAGGAGUCCGGCCAGACGACAUUGCGGUGGUGACUCCGUACAACGCACAGCUGGCACUGCUUGCGCCGCUCAAGGAGCGCUUCCCGGGCAUAGAGCUCGGCAGCGUCGACGGCUUCCAGGGCCGAGAAAAGGAGGCAGUCAUUGUCAGCCUCGUGCGCAGCAAUGACGACGGAGAGGUCGGCUUCCUGGGAGAAAAGAGGCGGCUGAACGGCGAUUCGGAAACGGUAAAGAGGGGCAGCAAGUUCCUCAACAAGUGGAUGGAGUUUCUGGAAGAUAACGCUGAUCUGCGGUACCCAGACCUGUCCAAGGUCGACCAGACGGCGUGA